Molecule: messenger RNA, 2277 nt
Organism: Trichoderma aggressivum f. europaeum
Lineage: Eukaryota; Fungi; Ascomycota; Sordariomycetes; Hypocreales; Hypocreaceae
Exons: 2
Coding region: 1-2277 (758 amino acids)
Source: RefSeq, a predicted model, not a curated record
AUGACUUCGACGGCCACCAUUAAGGCCUUCCCUCUCCCACCGGCCUUCACCGCGGCGGAUCUCUAUUCAAUUGAUGAGGCUUCAGACGGCAGCGCAGAUGCAAUGAGCAAUGAGCACGGGUCACGCACGGGUCGAACGACAAGGGCGGCGAGUCAAUCGUCGGUGCAGCAUCCAGUAUAUCCAGGUCCCCAAAACGCAUCAAGGUUCCAGGAUAGAUCUCUGGAAAACUUCCACGCGACAUUGAAGCGGCCCAAGAAGCUGGCAGGCACAUCUGGAAAUCCCAGUAGCAGCGGUGGUGGUGUCGGCAGCGGCAGCGGCGGUAACAGCAACUUCACACCGCCGACAUCUCCCACAGCUAUUGCUCAUGAAGGAAUCGCGGGUCCGAGGAGACGGGCGGCGUCAACAGGGAACAGGAUGAACUUGAGCACGUUGGAGACAAGCAGCUGGGUACGCGAAAGCGUCUACCUGUCGUCCCCAAUUCGUACGGCGUUCAGGCCCGACAGGCGGCCCGGUGAGGUCUUCGGUCUCUUGCCUGGCGAGGUCCUCGACUUGGUCCUCCAGGCAUUGAGGGGCCUACACUUGGAUAAGAAUAGCGACAGCUGUGCGACAUGCAUGAUGCGCGAUCUAUGCAGCGCCGCUCUUUGCAGCAAGAGAUGGUACAAGCACGCCCGCGCGGCCUUAUACGAAGACAUCCAAUUGGUAGGCGCAGACUCAGCUGCGCACAAGAAGAAGUUUAAGCAAAACCAAGGCAGCCGUAUGGCCAUGCUACGACGGACUCUACGCUCCAACCCAGACAUCGCCGCCUUGGUACGCUCGUUAAAAGUCCCACAUCCGGAACCGCCGUUGAAUUGGUCCGUCUCCAAGGGCAUGCAGUGGCUGGAGCAAUAUGAAGACCGAGUAGCCACGCUGAUCAUGGCUUGUCCGAAGCUGGAGAGGCUGUCGGGCCCAACGCCAAACUACGACCACUCGUUCAAGAAGAUAUUCCAUGCGCUGUCGACAAGGAGGGCGCUGAAGGACAUGGCUUGGGUUUUGGAACCUGCACCCGCGCCACAGGGGCAGCGUACGGACUCUCCAUCGAAACAACGGGUGCAAAGCGGACCAUCCAUGCUGGAGCCAUAUCAAGGAGACGCAUUCUUGGGUAGCCAUCGAAACUGGUCCUCUUUGACCAAGCUGUCGAUACUCUGCCAACCCGGCGCCACACUGGCUCCUCAUAGACUCCUAUCGAGAACAUUGACCUUCCUCCCUAAGCUCCAACACCUCCAUCUCUGCAAUCUCCCUCCCAACGCAUUCAACGAUAACAACCUCCUCUCCCUGCCGCCCCUCAAGACCCUGAUUCUGUCCCGCAUCGUCGGCAUCACGUCCAACGGUCUUACCGCGUUCGCCACCCGUAGCAACACGUCGCAUCUGAAGCAUCUCGAGCUCCGAAACACGCCUCUCACGUCCCUCCCAGCCCUCGCCCGCAUCUUCUCCUACCUCCCGGCGCUCAAAUCCUUUUCUCUCGCACAGUCCUUCCCCCCAGUGAUGCCCGAGACCGACUCCUUUGCGCUCUGGAUGAUGCCCUAUCUCGCCUCAUCCACCAUCGUCAAGCUCCACUGGGACAUCACCAGCCAUCCCGCCACCACAAGCACCGCAGACGACAUCCUCGCCCGCAGCAUCGAAGCCGGGGGGUUCCCUUGUCUCACCACGCUCCGAACCCCCAACGACCCCGAAGGCCGCUUCCAGGCCCUCUGCCGCCCCGUCGAGCAAAUCUGCCUCCCCAGCGACCGCUUCUUCCGCCAGCACGGCAUCGGCGGCAUCCCGGCCUCCGGAUCCUUCAGCGCGCCCUCGUCGCCAAUCUCCCCCAUCCACAAAUCCGCAACGACAAUGUCUCUCCCGUCAACCAUCUACUCGCCCGCCUCGCCAGGCACCGACCUCCAAAAGGCUCGUCUGGCUGCCCAAGCCCGCCUCGAGGCCGCACACGACACCCCGCGCUUCACCUUUAACGUCACCGACGACGACGGACUGGUCAACCAGACAAUCGGGGUCGUUGGUUUCGUCGGCACCCUCGGCAGCAAGAUAUCAUAUCACCUGCUGCCUGACGAGGGAGCCACAGACGAGCAGGGCGGCCUCGUCGACGUGGUUGAUCUCGUGGGAGAUGGCGGGGAGGCACUCUCCGGCGGAAGAGAAGGAUGCACAGGGCGCUGGAAUCAGAAAGAAGGCGAGGUGGCUGACAAGAAGGAGAAGGAGAAGUGGUGGCACACCGAGAGAGGAAGAUGGCGACGGAUCGAAGCAGCGUGA